AUGAUUAAAGAAUCAUAUCCAAUAAUCUAUGCAUUCCUUUCCACUGAGAGAUACCUGUAUGAGGAUAUACUCAAGAGCAGGGUUUUCUUGCUUUGUUUGGAGACAGAGCAAAAGGCCCUGGGUGAUCUUAAAGGAUUGUUCCUUCAGAUUUUGUUGGUUCCUCUUUUCUCCCACAUGAAUAGUUACUGCUGCAGACAAAAUGCCUAUAUGUCAACUCUUACUCUGUUACAAUUAUAUGAAAGAAAUCAAAGUUACAAAGCUCUAAAAGAACCCAAAGAAUGGGCAAGUUCAUUAGCACCUGAGAGAUUUCAACAAAUUUAUAAAAUUAACAAAAUGAUAAUAACGGUGUUUCAUCACUUGUUUCACAAAAUUCUGUGUUUUUUAAAAACUCUAUUUGGACAGCACCUUUUAAAAUUAAUUAAUCUGGCCCACCACACGGUACACAGGAUCUUAGUUCCUCAACCAUUGCUUUUGUCCCGGAAAUGA
This is a messenger RNA of Rangifer tarandus platyrhynchus (Svalbard reindeer), 486 nucleotides long. The record is from the annotation of a GenBank genome assembly. NCBI's taxonomy places the organism in Eukaryota, Metazoa, Chordata, Mammalia, Artiodactyla, Cervidae.